AGUCGUGUGAGUUUAGUUGACUAUGAAUUAGACACUAAUCACCCACCACGAGACCAUUAUUUCUAAAACUGGGUACGUGCAUCCUCUGUUCACAUUGUAUAUUUUACAAAAACAUGGCCUGGUUACACCCCGCGUGUGGAUGUCCCACCCCCUUCAUUGCAAAAGUUAUAGCUGUAUGCGAUUUGAUUUUCGGACUCAUCGGAAUAUUUUGGUUCGUUUACAUUUUGGAAGGAUAUGAUCUUCUCAUGAAGGAACCUUCCUCCAUAUACGAGGCUGAGACUACGACGACGCUCCUGAUGACGACGUCCAAACCAAUUUCGACUGGAUUUAUUAAUGGUACAAAUUGGAAUAUGUCGACGAUAGUGACCUCAUCCUCAUCGACAUCUACCAGUCAUAGCCCCUUCGUGACAAUUACUUCCGGUGGGAUCAUGAUAAACGGGAAGAAUUGUAAUAUUAUCCUCUCCGCAUUUUACACGAUUGUCAACCUGGUGGCGUUCGUUCUCUUGUUAAGUGCAGCGAAUGAUAAAAAUAUUUGCAAACUAAAAACAUGGUUUGCCAUCCGACUUUCAAUUUUCACUUUGAAAUGCUUCCUCUAUGUGAUGUACAUCGUCGUUGGUGCGAGAUUGUAUGACCACAUCCCUCACAUGCUGUUCAUGUUGAUUCAUCUGUACGGUCUUUGGGUUGUUUACGUCUUCAUCCAUGAAAUUAGGGAGGAACGAAGGACUAAAAGACUGAGCAGUGGAGCUAGCAAUGUUCCAUAUACUGUGGAGAACAAGGCAGUCUAGUUAAUUAAGCAAAUGGCUUACAAUUAAUUUUUAUUCUUUAAGUUUGCCCUAAAACUACAAACUUGUCUAAUAAAAAAUUGUACAAAUGCAUUUCUUACAAUAAGAGUGCCUAAUUUUAAGGGAAAUUUUGUCAUGAAUAAUGGAUCAACGCUUCGGUUCGUCUUCUUCUGCAACAAUUUACACUGAAUCCCUUCAACUUUUUGUAUAUUGUAAAGUCUUUUGUACUAAUUUAUAAUCAAACUUUGUGCUCUUUACUUUGCUUUUGUUGGGCGUGAGGAGAGUUCUAAUUAUGUCAAAUUCACACAUUUUGUUAUACGCUUUGGGAUUGCAUGGCUAAACCAGAAAUUAGUUGAGGUAUUUGCAUCAUUGUCUGUGUAGAAUCCAAAUUGGCCCUCUUCCAGUUCCAGUCAGUUAUUUGAAGUGAAGGUGGAAAAACAGUGAGUUUUUUUGUUGGAAAUUUUUGUAAUUUUUGAUACCAAAAUGGGACUCCAUCCAACAUGCAACGUAAUAUCUUUGCAAAAAGGGGCAAAACUGAUGGCAUUUUUGGACAUGAUUUUAGGCCUCUUUGGCGUCAUUUGGUUCGUCGUCAUGCUGGGAAAGUACGACAUCAUUUCAUUAGACCCAUUUGAAUCCAAUAUGGACGGGAAUAAUACAAAGAUUUCAAAACUAGACGAAUUUCCCGAUGCCAUGUCCAACCGGAAAGUGUCAACAAAUCACAAAAUCAUAGGACUUACAUUAUCCGGUCUUUUUACUGCGAUAAACUUGCUCUUAUCUGUCGUGCUCCUGAUCGGAAUUCAUAAGAAACACGUUGGCCUUUGUCUCACCUGGUUCUACAUCCGAUGUGCCGUCAUGGUCUUUAAACUAAUAAUUUUCACCAUGUACCUGAUCGCUGGACGUCCUCUAUUUUCACAAAUCCCUUUCAUCGUCUUCAUGCUUAUCCACGCCUACGGUUUGUGGGUGGUCAACAACUAUAUCGAAGAAUUGAACGGCUUCAAAUACGAGAAGGAACUGACCGCGAGACAAAUGCGGAGCAGGGAUGAGAGCGUUUGUUCCGUGUCAGAACGGGUCAAUGGGAUUGAAAAGUUAGCCAAGAAGCGGAAAGAACAGUAUGAAAUGGGCAAAGAAGGUCAAGGAGAACACAACGAAGGAUGUGUUUAGAAUAUAAAAAUAAAUAAAAAAUCUUGAUUUUAUGUGUGUUUAAAAAAAUACACAAUCACGUAAUCAGUUUUCAUACUGAGGCUGUUUACGUCACUGGAAUUAAUUAUGGAUGCUAAAUGCUAAUUUUAUGCUUUUCUAAUUAAAGGAAGAAUCUAAUUAAAAUUUAUGAUGCGCUUUAGUUUUACUUUAACUUGGCAGUUCACCAAAGUUCCAUGCAUGCUUUUAGAACAUAUCGAAUACGGAUAAAUACAAUUUAUCUCUGGCUUUUACAAAAUAA
Folsomia candida is the source of this 2220-nucleotide messenger RNA. RefSeq lists its product as uncharacterized. The transcript is spliced from 7 exons. Lineage: Eukaryota; Metazoa; Arthropoda; Collembola; Entomobryomorpha; Isotomidae. The record is from RefSeq and is a predicted model, not a curated record. Bases 1266 to 1943 code for a protein of 225 amino acids.